AUGGUUCCUCGGGCCAGCCUUUUGUUAGCUCUCAGCCUCGUCUACAUCGAAUCUGCGAUUGCAGGCCCUUGCAAGCCUGGUACUACUUCAACAGCCUUGACCUCUUCUUCCGAGACUGAAUCCCCUACCUCGCAUGCCGCAUCUUCCACCACGGUCGUUGCCACAGAUUCUACUACCUCGGGCCCAGGCACUGACUCAACGGCCGCGUCUCUGACACUCACCGAGUCAACAACCUUUCUAUCGACAACCAGUAGCGUCUCAGUGAGCUCGGACUCGACAACACUUUCAACUUCCGAGGCGACCACCUCUCUGUCGACACAGACAUCCACCACCUCGACCUCCCCUCGACCGGACUCAACUGCGUUCAACAUUAUCCCCGGUGAUGGCUCAGCUGCCAGUGGGUUCCUCAAAGUCAGGACCAUCCUUGGCGGAGAUGUUUACUUCAACAACAAAUACACAACAUACCAGACGGGCGUGUUCGUUGUGACUGGCCUCAACCAACUCGUCGAACGCGGGUCACAGCGCAUCUGCGCCUUCUUCAGAACCGGCCAAGGCUAUGGCGAUCUCGACGGCUGUCAGCCCGAGACCGAUCCCGAUUUACGAGAGGUGCCUCUGACCUGCCAACUAACCACCAGUGGGAAACUUGAGUGCUCCGUGCCUGGCAAAUUCUGUUACUACCAGAACGACAUGCUCCACUGCGACGAUAGGGGAACCUUUUCUUCCCUCUACAUUGAGCCUCUUAGUAGCGCAGGCUAUGCUGUUAUCAUUGGUCCCAGUGAUCUCAGUCUGUCACCGGUAGAGCUUGCAGCUGCACCCAUCGAAACUCUGUGA
Molecule: messenger RNA, 831 nt
Organism: Fusarium falciforme
Lineage: Eukaryota; Fungi; Ascomycota; Sordariomycetes; Hypocreales; Nectriaceae
Exons: 2
Coding region: 1-831 (276 amino acids)
Source: RefSeq, a predicted model, not a curated record